Cloeon dipterum is the source of this 2576-nucleotide messenger RNA. RefSeq lists its product as uncharacterized. Gene Ontology annotation, molecular function: protein binding. The transcript has 5 exons. Lineage: Eukaryota; Metazoa; Arthropoda; Insecta; Ephemeroptera; Baetidae. The coding region runs from base 187 to 2085 and encodes 632 amino acids. The record is from RefSeq and is a predicted model, not a curated record.
CCGCACGACAUGACGUGUAACACCCGGCGAGAGUGAGAGAUCUCCGUAUUACAUUGAUUCUUGAGUCUAUAACUCAAUAAUAUUGUUUUACGGAGGAGUUAUCUUUUGAACACAAUCGUUUCAUAUUUCUUUCUGCAUCAUCGACCUUAGAAAAGUCUGUCAAGUUGCGUUGUUGUCCAGUCCCGCAUGAAAAUAAAGACAACGUCUAAUAUGCGGCCAUCAGCCACAUUCCGCAAGUUGCCUGCCAUCGACAUCGAUGGCAAAGUCGCUGAGUACGUGCAGCAUGAAGAUUUGGUCUACUUCAACAAAGUGAUUUCUUUGGGGCACGUCGACCGAAUGAGAGAUGGGUACAGAGGAGGAAACCUUCUGCACCACUGCAUUUGGGCUCGGAAGGGCAAGGCGGCCAGGUUCCUGAUCAAUAACGUGCCUUUGUUGCAACAUGGAGUGGACAACAGGGGUCAGACGCCGCUCAUGUACGCAGUUACAUUCUUCCAGCAGGACACGGAGCUAUUGCGGAUCAUGUCCAAUGUCGAGCCUGAACUGCUUAAUAAGCAAGACACUGAUUUAGGAAAUACAGCUCUACUUUUAGCUGUGCUUAAAGACUGCACCUCAGAUGGUGGUUUGGAAACAAUCAAAUUACUUAUUGAUGCUGGAGCGUCUUCGGACAUCAGGGACAGCAGAGGAUACUCAGCAUUUUAUUUUGCGUACAAAUGUUGCUCAGAGAAGUUGAUGAACAUGUUGCUGGAAGUUGGAGCCAAGGUUGAACCAAUGGACAUCAUCAAUGUUGACAUUACACUUCGUUCUUGGCCUGCUGUGGAAAAUAUUCUGAAAAUUCAACCUUCACUCAUCAAUGCCGAGUACAAAGAUUGCACCUUGCUGAUGAAGCUAAUUAGAGGUGGCAUGCAGCCUCAAGUUAAGCAGCUUCUGCAGUUGGGAGCCCUUCCUGACCUUGGUGAAGGUGCUCUAGUAGAGGCGGUAAGAUGUGGAAACCAAGAAAUGUGUAGGCUGCUCCUGCAAAGAGGAACAAACACAGAAAUGUUUGCCAACGCACUUGUAUCUGCUGCAAUUAGAAGCAACAAAAAAGCCAUCGAGGAAAUGGUCUUCAAUUUGAACGCCGUAAAGCGCUUCUCUCACUUUCAUUAUGAUCCUGAAAGCCACCCUCAAACUGUUGCGCUGCACAACAGGCGGUCGCCUGAUCUUCUCAAACACAUCGCAAAUCACCGUCAUCUCAGAAAAGAUUCUCUUGGUGUCACCUUCCUCAUUCACCAUCGAAGCAUUUUUGAGAUUUUUGACAUGCAAAUUGAGUUCUUGGAAGACCUGGCUCUACACUUGAUGCCACUGGCGAUUCCUCUCGUGGAUCAAAGUGAAUCAUUCUAUGAAGCGCCAAACUGUGAUUUGCUUGAAGUGAUGAUGGAGGCAAACUACUCUGCUGUCUCUCCUGAUGACUCUUACGUGUCACCUCUGACCCUGCUGCUCUGCAACAACAGGGACGACCUGAAUACCCCACAACGAAUAGAGCUGUUUGAAAAACUCUUGAAAUAUUUUCUGAAGAAUGGUGUUAGUGUUGAACAGAAAAUCUUAUGCAUUCCUGAUGAACCGCCAUCUGUGACCAUCCUAACUGAAGAUCUCCAAGUGCCUGACGCUCUGCUGAUCGCCUUUUUGUCCAAGCAUGUGGGUGCUGUUCUCCGCCUCCUGCCCUUUUGGCCUCAUCCGCCUCCGUUGCUGUGCCUAGCCGCCACUCACUUUCCUGAUUCUGCGCACAGGCACAUGGAAAGCAUCAAGAUGCUUGAUGUCCUCCUGUCAUUUGGACUACCUCAUGGAUCAGAAUAUUAUGCUGCCCUAGAAGAAAUCGUUAACGAGGCAGAAGAAACCUCAAGUUGCACAGCUUUCAAGAAAUAUUCAGAAAAUCCAAUAUCGUUGCAACAACUGUGCAUUCUGAAGAUAAGGAGCUCUUGCGCUGAAAAUGAAAACCUUCCUGAGGCGCUGAGCACGCUGCCAAUUCCAAAAGGACUGAGAGAUCGUGUGCAGUUUAACUUACGCGAAGAUUCGAUUACUUAUGAAGAGACAAAAUUUAGUCUUAUUUAAUCUUUAUUGUGUAGACAUUAUUUGCCAUCACCGGGGUCCAAGUUAUCAGCUGUGUUGAUUUCCGCCGGUCAGAAGUCAAUAUGGCGUUAAAAUAAUGAAGGCCAAUCAGUGGACAGUCCAGCUGCUAAUCAGAAGCGUCAAUAUAGAGGCUGACCUAAUAAUAUACUUUCCACUCGCUUUUGUCAAUUAUCACAAAAAAAUGACUUGUCUAAAGAGUGAUCGCGCGUUACGCAAUUUUUGUGCCAUCUAAUGAUACAAUCGCAAAUUACCAGGGUAAUCAGAUGUUAGUUUCAUGAUAAAUUUUCCAAGCCAUUUUAUGUUUAUAACAUUCCUGCCGUACUCUGCCAGAUGCCAUUAUCUGACUGUCGUGUGAAUCUGGACUCCGGUGCUCGCCAUUACCCUUUGCCUUGAUCCAAAUUGUUGCUCUCAAAAAUUUCAAGAUAUAGUUGAAAUGUGAUCAUCGAAUCAAAGUUUAUUUUGCACUUUUGUAA